Messenger RNA from Coregonus clupeaformis (lake whitefish), 5398 nucleotides. Its product is annotated as rap1 GTPase-activating protein 1. Gene Ontology annotation, biological process: activation of GTPase activity; regulation of small GTPase mediated signal transduction. The record is from RefSeq and is a predicted model, not a curated record. NCBI's taxonomy places the organism in Eukaryota, Metazoa, Chordata, Actinopteri, Salmoniformes, Salmonidae. The transcript is spliced from 23 exons. Gene Ontology annotation, cellular component: cytoplasm. Gene Ontology annotation, molecular function: GTPase activator activity. The coding region runs from base 467 to 2740 and encodes 757 amino acids.
CAGCCUGAGGAGUUGGACCAUGCUCCACCUCUGGCCAUCUGCCAGACACACAGAGAGAGAGGUCUGGGGGACAGGGACAGGAGGAGUAGGGUUGUGCACACAGUGCACUUUCGGAAUGCAUUACCUCCGUCUCUACUUCCCAGACAGAGUGACAUAGAGAGAAAGAUAGUGAGGAUUGCUGACCAAUUCUUUGGACACACAGACAGUCGGACAAACACCUGAUGACACUCGCUGUGUACACACAACUCCGUGACUUCCAGUUUGGCUGUAGUUGUUUGGGUAACUUCUACACUGUGGGUGAGGGACUGCAUUAUCCCAGUGGAAUACAGGCAUGCCUAUGGGGCAGCAGGCAAUGUGCUCUUCUAAUACUGGACACUUGAACUUCACAGUUGAACUCACAAACCAGUGACCAUGAUUUAUUUUCUGCUGGAGGAUUUUAUUUCAUGGAAAAUAGUCUACUUGAAAAAUGUCCAAAAGUUGUCAGAUCCAUCUCAAUGCACCACUGGUCACAGUGGGACCGUGGAGGAAGCACAGCAAAACCACAGAUUUGUUUGAAAUGAUUGAGAAGAUGCAGGGCAACAGAAUGGACGAGCAGCGAUGCACCUUUCCUCCCCCACUCAAAACUGAGGAGGACUACAUUCCUUACCCCAGUGUCCAUGAGGUGUUAGGGAGAAAGAGCAGGUUCCCCCUGAUUCUGCUACCUCAGUUUGGAGGUUACUGGAUCGAGGGGAACAACCAUGAGCUGAGUGACAGUACUGACCCAGACCAGAUCCAGCCUCUGUCCCCAACCACACGCAACAAACUGGAGAGUAACUCCACCGCCAAGAUCUACAGGAAGCACUUUCUGGGCAAGGAGCACUUUAAUUACUACUCAGUGGACGGAGCUCUGGGACAUCUGGUGUUCUCCCUGAAGUAUGACGAGAUCGGAGACCAGGAACACCUCCGCCUCAUGCUUAGGACCAAGCUGAAGACCUAUCAUGAUGUGAUCCCCAUAUCCUGUCUCACAGAGUUCCCUAACGUGGUGCAGAUGGCCAAGCUUGUCUGUGAAGAAGUGAAUGUGGAUCGCUUUUUUCCUGCCCUUUACCCAAAAGCUUCAAGACUCAUCGUCACUUUUGAUGAACAUGUCAUUAGCAACAACUUCAAGUUUGGAGUCAUCUACCAGAAGUUUGGACAGACAUCAGAAGUAGAGUUGUUUGGAAACAGUGACGAAAGUCCUGCCUUUGUUGAAUUCCUAGAGUUUCUGGGGGAGAAGGUUGAGCUGCAUGACUUUAAAGGGUUUCGUGGUGGGUUGGAUGUGACCCACGGCCAGACAGGCUCUGAGUCCGUCUACCACAACUACCGCAACAAGGAGGUCAUGUUUCAUGUGUGCACCAAGCUGCCUUACACUGAGGGGGACACACAACAGUUGCAGAGGAAGAGGCACAUAGGGAACGACAUCGUGGCCAUAGUGUUUCAGGAGGAGAGCACUCCCUUCGUACCAGAUAUGAUUGCCUCCAACUUCCUCCAUUCCUACGUAGUGGUGCAGGUGGAGAAUGCCUGCACUGAUAACGUACUGUACAAGGUGUCAGUGACAGCGCGAGAUGACGUACCUUUCUUUGGACCUCCCCUGCCAGACCCGGCCGUCUUUAGAAAGGGUCCAGAAUUCCAGGAGUUCCUCUUCACAAAGCUCAUCAACGCUGAGUAUGCCUGCUAUAAAGCUGAGAAAUUUGCCAAACUGGAGGAGCGUACACGGUCCGCCUUGCUGGAGACGCUGUAUGAGGAGUUACACAUCAACAGUCAGGCCAUGAUGGGUCUGGGAGGAGACGAGGACAAGAUGGAGAACGGGUCCGGAGGAGGAGGGGGCUUCUUUGAGUCCUUUAAGCGGGUGAUUCGCAGCAGAAGCCAGUCUAUGGAUGCCAUGGGUCUCAAUUUCAAGAAGCCACACACUGUCUCCACUAGUCUCAGCGUCAACUUUACCCACAACCCACCUGAGAGCCCCAAAUUCCCGGGGAUAUCAUUACUUGUCCCAGGGAAAAGUCCCAGUAAAUAUGGACGUCGAGGCAGUGCCAUAGGGAUAGGAACAGUAGAAGAGUCUCUGAUCAUCCCUGGGAAGAGUCCAACCAGGAAGAAGUCUGGUCCCUUCAGCUCCAGACGCAGCAGUGCCAUCGGCAUCGAGAAUAUCCAGGAAGUCCACGAGAAAAUCAGCAGCUACAGCAGUAGGGAGUGUUUACCUGGCACACAGAAGACACCUGACAGUGACCACACCUCUCAGGACCCCAAGUCUGAGAACUCCUCCAAUCAGAGCUCGCCAGAGGCGCUCACCACAAAGAACAUGUUUGCUCUUUGUAACAACAGAACCCAGUCUAUCCCUGAGGGUCACAACCUUUCCCGCUCCUCCUCCAACGCCAGCAGCUUCACCAGUGUGGUGGAGGAGAAUGAGACAGAAGCCAUGGAGGACUACGACACUGGCAUGGAGAGCCAGUCGUCAGCGGGGACGCCCCACACGCGGGACUUGUUAACCUACAGUACAUGGCUGGAGGACAGUAUGAGCAGCACAAGCACCACCAGCCGAGGCAGCUCGCCAGGUCCUGGUAAACCUGAUGGAGGUAAAGGGUCAGAGAUACGUAUCAAACUGGACCGGCCACAGGAUCAUCAGUCCUCAUCAACACAAUCCUUCCGGGAGAUGAGACGAGCGCAGGCUUUCACCGUAACCAAUGACGACGAUGAGGAGGUGUACCCUGACCAGUCUGCUGGUCAGUGAGACCAGACCACCCCUUCCCAGAAGCCCCGGCGGUGGCGUGAGCGAGGGCUGGCGUGCCAGGGGAGGAAGUCAUACACAAACUUUUCCAAAGUGUUGUUUAUUUCUGCUCACUCUCUCACUUGUCUGUCUGUACACAUAUCUUCUGCCUGGCUUUGUGUUUCAGAAGCACUCUUUUGUUACCCAUGAAGUAAAUAGGUCUAUUUGUCCCAGUGAACAAAUGGUACCUUUGGUUCAGUUUUGUUGAGGCCUACUGUAUAUAGACAUGCGGAUCACACUCUGCCAGAGACUUUGUUAUGGGCAUGUUGGUGUAGUCACAUGGAUUGUUCAGUAUAGUGGGGAAAAAUCUAUUCAAUUUGAUUUAACCCAUUUAAUCUCAAAUACCAAUACCAAAUAUCCAACAACAAAGAUGUGUGCUUUUUAAUUAAAUGUCCAUUAUUGGUUAUGUUGAAUACAGUUUAAUGUGUUAGUGAUUUUUCAGGUAAAGUGAUUGUAAUUUGUCUAUUAGCCAUAGCUUUAACUUACUGUAUAGAACAGUACAGCCAGUUGCUCUGACAGAGUGAAUAUUUUCUUCUCAAUAUACAAUAGCUGGGAUAUUGUCGUCACAAUAUACAAUGUACUUCAAGCCUCACAUGCUCAUACUGUAAAUUAAAAUGAAGAUAGACAUCUAACAAGAAAAAAAGGAAAUAUAGCCUUAAACCUUUAAAAUACAGUUUUUCUUAACCUUCAAUAUUCAUUACUACCCUUAUCAACAUGGUCAGAAGCAGACUGUAAUUGGACAAUGCAUGGUUUCAGAUUAUAUGGGGGAACUUUAUGUUUCACACUAUUUUUGAACACAGGAUGCUCAUUGCUAACUGGUACCGAUGUAUUAUUGUGAACCACCAUCAAUUUGUGUAAUUGUAACCUAACAGGCAAUUUUUGCUUUGCACUUUCUGUCCACAGAAACAGUUCUCUAUUAUGUUGUGUAUCAAGCAGGUUACUGAGGUCAGGUAUGUAGAGAUGCGUUGAUGACUACAGGGGUAAUUCAUAACUGAAUUGGAUAACAUACUGUAUUAGUCCAUCCUAUCAGCUACUUUGCCGGUCUACUCUACAUUACAAAUCCUGCAGCCUAAGUGUUGUCAUCGGUACCCGCAGAGAAAUAUGUUUGUAUUUAUUUAUUUGGUUUUAUUUGGGGAUGGGAUGGGGGACUACUGUAUUAUUAUACAGUAUAUUUCACUGUUUCACAAGAGUCAUAUUCUGUUGAUAGAUUGAUAGUAUAUUAUGGGACAGAUGUACAGAGAUGAAUGCUACAGUUUAUGCAUGUUAUAUACAGUAUAAUCCUACCCACCACUCCACGCCAGAUCUAAUUUAACCUGAUAAUGACAUUUAUUUUAGUGAAAAUCAUGAUGGAGUUAUACGUUAUACAUUUACAUACAACCCUGUUUAUUCUGUUGAGUACUGCCAAAUUAACACAUUGUGUGUCAUGUUUUAUCACUGGUGCCCUUAUCUUUCAAGUACAAUUUGAAAGUAUGUUUUAAAAUAAACAAAAACUAUCCCACACUGUUUGCUCAAUAAAAGGGAAAAACGCAUUACUAUGAAGUGACUUGUGGUUGCAUUAUCAUGAUAAAGCUGACAAAUGUGUGAGGAAAGGUAUCAGAGCAACAAAGGUUGAAUGUAGAACAGAUAUUGAACAGAUACUGUAUAUGUCUAUCUAACUAAAAUUGCCCUGAUAGCUUUUAUAUUCAACUGCCUUUUGGAUAUGAUUUCAUUCUUAGAUCUUUAGUUUGUGAAUAAUGGUACUGUACACGUUCACCUCUUGCCCUAGAUCCCUGUUUAAAUAUGACUUAAAGAAAGAUGCCAUUCCUCCUUUGAUAUUUUGUCCCAGGGUUUAUCCUAGCUACAACACGGUUCCACAAGCCAUCAUAACAUUUGUGACAGUUAAACAAUGAAAAGUGUGUAGCCUACUGUUUACCUCUUUAUCAUUUUUCUGUACUGAAUUAAACCAUUGAAGGAAUGUCCUAUAAAUAAUGUAUUUGAUGUGGCUAACCACCACCAGUAUCUAAAUGUAGAGCACUCUAAAAGUUGAGGCUACUCUCCUCCUCUCCUCUUACAUAACUGUGCCACAUGGACCAGAUCAGCAUAAAAUAUGUGAGUCAGUAACUCAUCAUCAUCAAGGGGGGAAGAAAUGGUAUCAAUGCGUGAAAAGGACUGAGACAGAUGCAGUUUUUUUUUACAAAUAUAAAUGAUAUACUGGUACUACUCACAACUUCUAACCUUACCUAUGUCUUUAUGUUAGACUAUACUCUUCAGUCUUUACGUUAGUCCAGUAUAGACAGAAAAAGCUACGUUUCCAAUUACUCAACAGAGUGAUGGUGCCCUCCAGUGGUGUACACUUACUUAUAUGUGCAUAUUAUUGUUUUAUGUGAGUUGCUGUGCUUAUGGGAUUGUCACAUUGGAGAUGGGGAUCUAGUAAAGCACAAUGCCGCACUGCCGCAUCAAGUUACUGGAAUUUAAAUUAUACAUUAUUUAGAAAAUGUAUGAACACUGCUUCAGUGUGAUCUAUGUAAUUGAUUGUAUUUGUGUUCUGUUUUAAUAGUGCAUUCCUGUAAGAAAUUAUAUUGUAAAUAUGUUUUCCUCCAUUUGUAAAUAUAGCCAAAAUAUGAAAUAAAGAGCCUGGAUUCA